Messenger RNA from Plasmodium vivax (malaria parasite P. vivax), 1017 nucleotides. Its product is annotated as DNA polymerase epsilon subunit B, putative. Gene Ontology annotation, molecular function: DNA binding. Lineage: Eukaryota; Apicomplexa; Aconoidasida; Haemosporida; Plasmodiidae. Gene Ontology annotation, cellular component: epsilon DNA polymerase complex. The record is from RefSeq and is a predicted model, not a curated record. The coding region runs from base 1 to 1017 and encodes 338 amino acids. The transcript has a single exon. Gene Ontology annotation, biological process: error-prone translesion synthesis; DNA-templated DNA replication.
AUGUUCUACGACUUCGAAAACGAAAAGGAGAAAAAGGAGGUGGAGGAAUACGAAAUCAUCGUGCGGAAGAAUGACAAGAGACACAACUGGAUCAUCAUGCACGACGUGUAUUUGGACAGCCCCUACACGUUCGAGGUGCUGGACAAGAUGCUCUCACUGUACGUGAAUACCUACCCGGAGAAUGAGCUCCCCGUGGGAUUCAUUUUCAUGGGGGACUUCAUAAGCCUCAAAUUUGAUUACAACAGAAACUUCCACAAGGUGUAUAUAAAGGGGUUUGAAAAGCUAUCCGUUAUGCUCAUUUCGAAGUUUAAAUUGAUUCUGGAGCACUGCUAUUUGAUCUUCAUUCCUGGGAUAAACGACCCAUGUGCAUGCAAAAAUAGCAUUCCCAAAAUGCCCAUUCUACCAUACUAUAUUAGGAAGUUUAAACAAAACAUAGAGUCCUUUUUCUCCUCCAAAAGGAACAUCAUUUUUGCUACGAACCCGUGUAGAAUCCGUCACUUGAGCAAAAAAAUGAUCUUUUUUAGACACGACAUUUUAAAUGACUUAAUUUGGAGCUCCACCAUUAAUGCCACCAAUAAUGAAAGGAAUAAUUUGCAAAACAUUUUGGUUUCUACCAUCGUUGGGCAGAGCCAUAUCUAUCCCAUCCCCCAUGAUAAUCGCAUUCUGAAGAGGUACUCUCCUUUCCUUUUCCUGUACCCCCUCCCUCACUUCAUCUGCGUCUGCGACAAUUCUUGCAACAGCUUCAUUUCGUACGCCUCCGAGGACACCAGCGACUGCAUCAUUUCCAACUCGGACAUGUCCUUCACGCGCAAGAAGACCUUCACGGUGUACAGCGCCCUGCACCACGAGGCCAAGCGCUACGUCGUCCCGCUGAAGGGUCAAGACAAUUCUGCAGAUAUCCAGCACAGUGGCGGCCGCUCGAGUCUAGAGGGCCCGCGGUUCGAAGGUAAGCCUAUCCCUAACCCUCUCCUCGGUCUCGAUUCUACGCGUACCGGUCAUCAUCACCAUCACCAUUGA